Molecule: messenger RNA, 2667 nt
Organism: Penicillium diatomitis
Lineage: Eukaryota; Fungi; Ascomycota; Eurotiomycetes; Eurotiales; Aspergillaceae
Exons: 2
Coding region: 1-2667 (888 amino acids)
Biological process (GO): potassium ion transmembrane transport
Cellular component (GO): plasma membrane
Molecular function (GO): potassium ion transmembrane transporter activity
Source: RefSeq, a predicted model, not a curated record
AUGCCAUGCGGUGGGGAUCGCGAAAAGGGCACAGUCUCAAUGGAGGAGAAAUGGGACUACGUGAACCUCAAUGACUUUAAGGCGGACUCCUGCUGGACUGGCUUCUCCUACUUCUUCCUGUGGGUCUUCCUGUUGAUAUCGAUUGCCGUGUACGGUACCGACACAUUCACGGCCGUCAAUCUGCUGGCCUUUUCCCGCUGGAGUGGUCGAGUUGAACCCGCCAUUCCUUUCCAUAUAUCCCGCUGGAUUUUCGCGGGGUGCAUUCUCCUGUCGUUUGCGCUUCUGAUCUACCGCUGGAUCUCUGCCAUCCGGGCCAUUCGCUCCGGCAGUAUCACACGGAGCUACCUGGAUCCUCUUGCAGUUCGGGUGCAAUGCUUUCGUGUCUUCACACGGGAGGGCCGUGGGUGGAGACGCUUCCUAGUCUUUGCUGAGUUGACCAAGAGUAAGAAAGGUGCCGAGUACGUGGCACUGUACGCAUACUUUUCCUUCGAGUCCUGGCUGAGCAUUCUCUUCGCCGACGGACCACGUCAGGUGAUCAAUGCCAUCACCUUGUGGUCGGUCAUGCAAGCCGACCUCCUCCCCGGCGGGAAGAACGCGCCCAAAGACAAUGGUAGUGGAGAGGCUUGGCAGUUCUUCAACAAUGUGAAGAUCCUUGCGGAAGGCAACAAUCUCCAAGCCGUCGUGCUCUUCGGCAUGCUCUUCACCUUGAUCAUCUGGGUUCUGUCUAUUCUGAGACUGGCCUCGGCUGUCGUCCUCUACCUCAUCUUCUUGUUCCAUCAUAUUCCAUCGACAGAUGGAAGUUUGAAAGUGUACUGUCGCCGAAAGAUUAGCACUCGAUUGACUCGAAUUGUGCGCAAGAAGGUUGACAAAGCUCUGGCGAAUGGGUUCAAAAUGCAGAACCGUGCACCGACUCACCCCACGGUAGCAGGCGGAGCGGCAGCAAAACCCACGUUGCCGUCUCUUCCUGAUGUCAACCGGGAGAAGCCAAUGGCCUCACCCACCCUGUCGCGCAGCACCACGCAAACCACAUUGCCACCAUACACGCGGUCGAACUCGACCGCAGUCGAUAAGCAUCCGACCCUGCCAACACUGGAGCUGGACAGCAAGCCGCCGCUCACACGAACCGUCACCCAGUCAUCAGCCAUCUCCGACGGUGCAUCCUUCAUGGAGCCCUCAGCUACUACAGUGUACAGCCCUCUCGACCAUCAGACAGCUUCACUGCCUCCUGUACCUCUACUCCCGCCAAACUUGCCCACCUCCCGCACCCCAGGCGCUGAAUGGCGCCAGCCCUCAGGUCCGCCUCCCAUGUCUCGUGAGUUUGGUACAGGGACACCAGGGCCAGGCAUGCGCAAUCUUACAGACACUGGCCCGCGAUCAUAUACACCUUACGGUCCAGAUGGCGAUGCUUCAAAUCGGUUGAGAACGCCUGGUGCGUCUGUUCGACAGAGAGACCAUGAACAAGCCUCUACCGGGACUGCGUCACCGGCACGAUACAAUCCAUAUGGGGAGCCGCUGGGCUACUACGGCGCGCCGCCAGAGGAUGGUUACAUGAACGACGAGACACCAGUGCCUGGGACUGCUCAAGUGAGACCGCAGCACACGAUGACUGGAUCUACACAGGGGCAUAGUCAGCAGGAUCAGUGGUCGUCUCACCCCUACUCUCCCGCUCAUCAACAGGAGACGGUCGAUCCGUUCUCAGAUCAACAGAGGAAUCCACUGAAUGGUGAUUUCGCUGUGGCCCCUCAAUUGGCCCGAUCGACGACUCCAGCAAAUACAAGCAUGGCAUCGCGCACUCCGCCGAAUCGCUCAAUGACGCCUGCAAGCCAUCGGGGUACGCCUGGCCCUCAGCCAGGAAGGAAGACUCCCGGACCAAUGCGCACCUAUACCCCGUUCAAUCCGACCGAUGCAGGACACCCGCAAUCUGCUUAUGAGGCGUUCACUCCCAACCCCGAGGCCACUCAGCCUAGUCCAGCGAGCGCUGGCGACCCUUCAAUUGGCUACCGAGCGUUCACUCCCAACCCCGAGGCCACUCAGCCUAGUCCAGCGAGCGCUGGCGACCCUUCACUCGGUUACCGAGCGUUCACUCCCAACCCCGAGGCCACUCAACCUAGUCCAGCGAGCGCUGGCGACCCUUCACUCGGCUACCGAGCGUUCAGUCCACUUUCAAACGGCAUUGCUACCGCUCCGACGGGAAGUCCCAGUGGGCCUCACCAUUCCCCAGCUGGAUAUCAAGCCUUCAACCCGAUUGUCGGCAACACUGAUGCCGAUUCAACCGAACACGCUCAUUCUGGAUUCCACACGCUUGACUCCGUUUCCGACACCGCAACCCCCACAAUGGCCAGCCCUGGUGACGUUGAACCCGGAUACAGGCCUUUUAGCCCAGCUUCCAAUGCCAAUCACAGCACUCGAGCUGGCUCGGGCGAUUCUCAAUCCACUUAUCAGGCGUUUAGCCCAAUCGCUCACGGGAACGCUUCCGAGUACGGUCGAGCUACACCGAUGUCUCGAGCGCCGCAGACUUAUGAACAAACUCACCCAUAUCCUCCCGGGCCCCAGUAUCUUGCUCGUGCCCAAACAGCAUCACCCUCCACAAUGAGCGGUUAUCGUCAUGGUCGGCAGCCUUUUCCACCAGGACACGAUAUUCCACGUGCCAAAACGAGUCAAUAUUGA